AGCGCAGCCAUUGGGGCCGAGUGAAGGGCUGUAGGCUGGGAUCAUGGCAUCCCGGGCAGGCCCCAGAGCAGCUGGCACCGAUGGCAGCGACUUCCAGCACCGAGAGCGGGUUGCCAUGCACUACCAGAUGAGCGUGACUCUCAAGUAUGAGAUCAAGAAGUUGAUCUACGUGCAUCUGGUCCUCUGGCUGCUGUUGGUCGCCAAGAUGAGUGUGGGCCAUCUCAAGCUCCUGCCGCACGACCAGGUGGCCAUGCCCUACCAGUGGGAAUACCCUUACCUGCUGAGCAUCGCGCCCUCGCUCUUGGGCCUCUUCUCUUUCCCUCGUAACAACAUCAGCUACCUGGUUCUCUCCAUGAUCAGCAUGGGCCUCUUCUCCAUCGCCCCACUCAUCUAUGGCAGCAUGGAGAUGUUCCCCGCAGCACAACAGCUGUACCGGCACGGCAAGGCCUACCGCUUCCUCUUCGGCUUCUCCGCCGUCUCCGUUAUGUACCUGGUGCUGGUGUUAGCAGUGCAGGUGCACGCCUGGCAGCUCUACUACAGCAAGAAGCUUCUGGACUCGUGGUUCACCAGCACGCAGGAGAAGAAGCGGAAGUGAAGUGAGACCCGGUCAGGAAGUGCCGCCAUAUGUAGUGUGGCCAAGGGAGAGGGCCAAAGAGUUGGCGGAAAAUCUGCCUGAGUGAUUCUGGCAGCGGGGCUGUUGGCAGCCGGUGCAUGCGGACUCCAGAGCCAGAGGGCAGCUCUUGUUGCCAUCGGUUGAGGUGGCAGAACGAUGUUUAAUUUAUUCCUGCUUGGCUGGAACUGGAUGAUCAGCCGUUGGAGAACAAACUUCAGCAGGUGGAGGUUGAUGCCUUUCAGGGUUUUUCUUUUAAGAUAGUCUUGCCCUUCCUCUUCCCAUUCUCUCCCCUUCUCAUUCCUUAGACUGAGGGAGCAUCAGAGAGCACUUCCUUUCCUUCCCUCCCUCCCCCCUUCCCUUCCUCCCACUGGUUAAGGGGUGCCACACACCCCAAGGCUGCUACUCCUGCUGGUUCUGUCCUCUACUGCAAAUCAUUUUAGUUUAAAAGAACUUCAAUAAAAGUGUACCUGCCCCGA
Molecule: messenger RNA, 1089 nt
Organism: Suncus etruscus (white-toothed pygmy shrew)
Lineage: Eukaryota; Metazoa; Chordata; Mammalia; Eulipotyphla; Soricidae
Gene: JAGN1
Product: jagunal homolog 1
Exons: 2
Coding region: 44-595 (183 amino acids)
Biological process (GO): vesicle-mediated transport; granulocyte colony-stimulating factor signaling pathway; endoplasmic reticulum organization
Cellular component (GO): endoplasmic reticulum membrane
Source: RefSeq, a predicted model, not a curated record